UCCUUAACAUUUGAUGCAUACCUGACACUUAAGAUAAUCCCCAUAACAUUAUUUAAUUCUCACAAUUUCCCUAUGUUUUGUAUAAUCACUAUUUAUGAUUCAUCAAACAUUUAAGUUGGGAUUUUUCCACCUCUUAGUCAUUAUGUGUGCUUUCCCUUCCACCUCAAAUAGUCUUAAUUUCUCCUUUUUUGCCUGGUGAAUCUCCUUCAGAACUCAUCUCUGAUGUUACCACUCUUAAGGAAGCCUUCCCAAUCCCCUAGGUUUGCUUCCCUAUUAUAAUCUCAUUUUGUGUGUUAUGUGUCAUUUUCUGUGUUAUUUGUGUCAAGUAUCAUUUCUUACUACAUAUAGGUGCUCAGUAAAUAAUCACUGUAUGAUUAUGUCCAGUAAGUACUAUAAUCAGAAGUUGAAUGUUGAUCUCUUCAAAAACUUCCUUUAAAUUACAAUAUACACAAAACCUAACAGGAAGUAUUUCUUAAUGAAAUUACCCAAGAGACUCUUCCUCAACUUGAUCUCAGAUCUAAAUUGGCUAUCUAACAAUAAAAGUUAUUCAUUACUCUAUGUAUACUGGCUAGGGUGUGAUUCUGAGCUAAGAAACUGAAAGUCUUCAACAAGACUCCCCAGUUCCAUUUGCUAGGCAAAUGCUCUACCACUGAGCUACAGUUCAGCCCUUCUCUUAAGAGAAGUCCCACCUUUCUGAUCAGCUAUUUCUAAAGAAAGCUGGUGGAAAAAAGUUUCCAGAACUACAAAUUCAGUUAGGAAAGUACAAGCUGUGGACACAUCUGCUGUUUUACCAGUAUUUCUAACUUCCUGUUGAGCUGAAAACUGCUUGUUUUGUGGAAGAGCAAAAUUUAAUAGCAAACAUCUAAAAUGAAGAGUCCCAAAACUUUUGAGGAACAAACAGAAUGCAUCGUGAACACUCUACUCACAAACUUCCUGAGCCCAACAUUGCACAUUGCCAACCGGGACCUGGGCUCCAUAGACGAACCUGACUCAGGAGAGGCUUGCUGCUUUGAUGUGGCUAUCAUUGCUGGUCGCCUUCGGAUGUUGGGUGACCAAUUCAAUGGAGAAUUGGAAGCUCCUGCUAAAAACGUCAUUGCAAAAACCAUUCAGGGACAGGUAGGAGCUGUACUCCAAGACACAGUGCAGUUCCUCAGCAAGACCUGGUGUGCUCAGGAUUCCAGCCUAGUUUAUGAGAGAGCCUUUCUGGCAGUGUCAGUGAAACUUUUUGAAUAUGUGGCCCAUGUGGCUCCUGAAGUGGUGAGACAGAUGGCUGUCCCCAUGACGAGUAUGAUCAAUGGGAACCAAGCCAUCCGAGAGUUCAUUCAAGGCCAGGGGGGAUGGGAAAAUCUGGAGAGCUGAAGAAGUGGAAUUAUUCCCCAGACCAACAUCACUUCCUCUUUGACUGAACAGGGACUGAUUUCUGGCAAUUAAAAUGGACCAAAAAAAAAAAAAUCAAAACAACUCACUUCAUCUGGCAGAAUUGAACUUAGCUGAAUAAGUAAUUUUCUACUGAUUAUUAAAGUUAGGAGAAACUCCCAGAAGCCUACAGAGAUUUUAUACUUUCUUUCUUUACAUGAAUUUUAAUGAGAUUUUGUUGAAGCAGAGACCUCCAGACACAAAGUAAUGACUUGUUAUGAGUAAACUUCUAGGCAACAGGACAGGCCUUUGCUGGAGAUAUUUUGGAGGAAACAGAGAACACUAGAAAUUAUUCUUUCAGAUUUAGCCCUGUAUUUUGGUAAGGAUCUUGUCUACUAAUUUUGCAAUCUAAAGGGAGACUUUUGGUUGAAAAAUCUUACAUUAUUUCAAGUUGAUUUUCUCUCAAAUUUAUCCCUAAAUUUCAUGUUAAUUUCACCUGAGCAGAAUUAAUUUUAUGUAUUUUAGAGGCUGAAAGCCAAAAAUUGCAGUUUGUUCAUUUAGCCUUUUACUAGAAAAGGUCAAAGGAAGAUUAAAAAUUAUUGCAUUUUUAUUACCACAGGAUGUAGGAAGUGCCAACCCACAUUUAGGACUGUAGGGCCACCCCAGUUUAGAUGAAGCUAGUUGCGUACCACAGAGUUUUUGUUUGUUGUUUUUUGUACUGGAGAUUGAACCCUGGGGUGCUUUACCACUAAGC
Marmota flaviventris (yellow-bellied marmot) is the source of this 2110-nucleotide messenger RNA. RefSeq names its product BCL2 like 15 (gene Bcl2l15). NCBI's taxonomy places the organism in Eukaryota, Metazoa, Chordata, Mammalia, Rodentia, Sciuridae. The record is from RefSeq and is a predicted model, not a curated record. Gene Ontology annotation, cellular component: cytosol; nucleus. Gene Ontology annotation, biological process: regulation of apoptotic process.